Molecule: messenger RNA, 174 nt
Organism: Dentiscutata erythropus
Lineage: Eukaryota; Fungi; Glomeromycota; Glomeromycetes; Diversisporales; Gigasporaceae
Source: the annotation of a GenBank genome assembly
AUGGAAAAUGUUGAAAGGAUCACUAUUCUGACAAGAUCUUCAAGCUUAGAAGUCAAAUCUGAUAAUCUAACGGAUGCUCCUUCAAGUUAUCAGGAUGCAGUUUCUAAUGCAUCUUUACAAACUUCUGAAAUUGAAAUAACUCAAGAAGUUACUAAUUCUGAACAAGGUAAUUAA